AUGGCGGUUUUCAGUAAAAUAAGUAAAGCAGACCAAGAGGUGAUCAUGAACUCGUUUUAUUGGGACUCGGUCCUAAAUACGGCACACUAUCAAUUCCCAGAUGUACCAAAACUUCCAACUGGAAAAGCAGCUCAUGCUGAGCUGGAGCAUAUAGACAAAAACCUAUACAAACCAAAUGCAAAAAUGGUGUCCUUCAGGGUACAAGACAAAAACCGUUUGAUGAACUGGUUAAAAUGUUUAGCUUACAGAUAUCACUAUCAGUUUGGUAAAAGAAAGGAAUUCAAAUGUGAAUGGAUUGAUAGAUUGAAGGAUGGAAGUGAGGAAUUAAUCGAUGAAGUUCUAGUUAGAUUGUUGUCUGUCGAUAUAGAAGGCGAGGAGAUGGAAAAAAUCAUUACUAUCAAUGUAUAUUUUUCUACCCACUUGAUCACUGUUCAGGGAAACAACUACCUUCAUUGGGUAGAUGACGAAUUUCCACACUUAAAAUCUGUUGUGGAAAAUAUGUCCACACAAGACAACUCUGAGACAAAAGUGAAAAACCUACUUGACGUGUCAGCUGAAUAUGAUGAAUUCCAGUCAUUUCUUAGUAGUAAUAAGAAAACGUUUUCAACGCCAAGAAUCAUCUCUCCAAACACAGUCGCCUCACCAAAUAAUAUGCAAACCAUAGAAUCAGGUAUUUGUUCAAGGUUUAGCACCUUGGACAGAAAGAUUGAUGUAUUCAAUAACAAUCUUUUGGAGAAAAUAAACAAUUUGGAAGAAAUCAUUUCCAGAAAUAGCCAAGAGAACGAAAUUAAUCAUAGUGUUCUUCAAUCGAGAAAUAAAGAACUGGAAAAUAAAAUAAACUACUUACUGGCAGAAAUGGGAAAAAAGGAAGAGAAAAUCAAGGAACUCAAAAAAGAAAUAAGCAGGUUGAAAGAAGACAAAAAAGAAAACAAAAAUGAGAAAGAGCAGCAGAAGGAAAACAAAAAUGAAGAGAAAGACAAUGAAAUGAAUGUGAUGUUAGAAGAGAAUAACAGUGUUAAGUGUCUAAUUCCAACUGCAAACAGAUAUGAAGCCCUCUCAACUGAUGUUGAAGAACCAGGUGCAAUGCACCAAACAAGGUCAGACAUAUCAUGUGAAAUGCCAAAAAAGAAACAAGAUCUGCCUAUUGAAGUCAUCAUGGACUCACAUGGAAAAUGGUUAGAUCCAAAAUGGAUGUACAAGAACAAAGAUUUAAGAAUAACAGUACUGGGUGCAGGAAAAAAGAACAUCAAGGGAGCAAUGGAACAUAUUCAGAGUAUAACAUUUCCAAAACACUUAAUCAUAGGAGUUGGGUGUAACGACCUGUCCAACGAAAACCCAGAAGAUGUCUCACUCAGAUUUAAAGAAAUGAUAACUAAAAAUCCAACAAAUUGUGUCCUUCACAUUCUACCCAUAUUUGAAAGAUAUGGAGACAGUACAUACAACCAAAAAGUUACAGAGACCAACAGAGAACUACAGAAAUUAUGUGAGGAAAAUGGUGUAAACUUCAUCAAAAUAAACAAAAUAUCAUCAGAAAAUCCUCAAAAUUACACAAGGGAUGGAGUGCACUUUAGUAACAUAGGAAGGAAAAAUCUUGUCAUUAUGAUAAAGCAACAUCUGAAUCCACAUCUAGGAAUGAAACCAUAUGACCAAUAUCAAAAACAUGAAUCACAAAAUCAUCUGCAUCACAAAAGGGAACAUUACCAAAAUGAUCAAAGACAAUAUUACCAAAGGAAACAGCAUCGCCGCAUUGAUCAAUGGCAAACAAGCGGAGAAUGGAGACAAUAUAAUUUCAAGAACCACCUAAACACAAGUGAACGAAAGCACCAGAAUAAACAUCUUGAACGAAAUCAACCACAAAAAACACAGGGGAACCAAAAUGUUCAAGAGCCAAUAACGAAGGAGUCUCAAAUGAGAGAACUUCUAGAACAGAUGUUGAAAUUUUUGUAG
Saccostrea echinata is the source of this 1947-nucleotide messenger RNA. RefSeq lists its product as uncharacterized. The coding region runs from base 1 to 1947 and encodes 648 amino acids. The transcript has a single exon. Lineage: Eukaryota; Metazoa; Mollusca; Bivalvia; Ostreida; Ostreidae. The record is from RefSeq and is a predicted model, not a curated record.